CUUCCCUGGGCAGAGGCCCGCGAAGGCCGGCGUCGCGGGAGGAGGAGGAGGGCGGCGGCCCGGCCCGCGGGGCCGAGCGUGGCCGCCUGCCUCGGGCGCAGGGUCCCCUGGACCUGUGCUGGAGUGCCCGCCCGGGGCUGCGAGACCCUCGUGCCGCUUCAGGCCGAGUUAGGAAGGGGGUCCCGACCGCUGGUGACGGAACUCAGGAAUUCAUCAUCAUCAGGAGGAGUUCCAGGUUCCAGUCGUGUCUGAAGGGUUGGGAGACACUUAAAGGCAGAAUCGCGUCCGAAAACUACAGCCUCGAGUGCUCAGAGGCCAAAAAACAUUGCUGGUACUUUGAAGGACUCUAUCCAACGUAUUAUAUAUGCCGUUCCUACGAGGAUUGCUGUGGCUCCCGGUGCUGCGUGCGGGCCCUCUCCAUACAGAGACUGUGGUAUUUCUGGUUCCUGCUCAUGAUGGGUGUGCUCUUCUGCUGCGGGGCUGGCUUCUUCAUCCGGAGGCGAAUGUACCCCCCACCAUUGAUCGAGGAGCCCGCAUUCAAUGUGUCCUACACAAGGCAGCCCCCAAACCCCGCUUCAGGAGCCCAGCAGCCGGGGCCGCCGUAUUACACUGACCCUGGAGGACCGGGCGUGAAUCCUGCUGGGAACACCAUGGCUGUGGCCUUCCAGGUCCAGCCCAGCUCAUCCCAGGGAAGCUCAGCCUAUCCACCCCCUCCUUCCUACUGCAACACGCCCCCACCCCCCUACGAACAGGUGGUGAAGGCCAAGUAGGACCGCUGCCCACUGGACAGGGAGGUAUCCACUCAGCACCCUCCCCACCAAUGCUCACUUCCAGGAAUGGUCCAAGGGCAGAUCUUCUUGAUACCUUCAGAGCAAGCAGAGGCCUUUUCAAGUUUUCCGUGAGGAUGUUUGAAUUCACACCGUGUCUGCUCUGCUGCUUCUGUCCCAGUGUAACGUGGCUCUCUGCAUUGUGGCAAAGUUCCCAGGGGUUGGUGCUCUUAGGGAGGCAUCGCCAGACCCCCAGGAGAAGGGGAGGAAGGCAGAGCUGCAUGGGAGGGGCACAGAUGGAGGGCCGGGCCCAGCCGAACCCUGUACACAGCAGUGUGACAGAUGAGGCCCGCAGGGUCACUGUUCUGGCACAUUCUCCCAUCAGUCUUCCUCUUCUAGAAGCUGUUAGAGAUGCAUUCAGGGGAGACAAGUCCCUCAAUCCUUUUCUGUCUUCAUUCACAUUCUAAACACAGGCUCCCUCCAAACAGCCAGGAACGGGCUGGCGGCCUGCAAGCAUCUUUCUCCUCCACAGUACGUGCAGGUCACUGAGGAAGGCUGUGUAGCCGUGGGAAAUCACUCCAAGCAUUUUAUCAACUCUUGGGAUAAAAAUGCUCCACCCUUUUCAGUGUAUUUGUAAAAGUAUGUGAAUAGCAUCCUCUCCUCAGAAAUCAGACCAGGCAUGUGUCUCUUGUGUCCCUGCCUCUCCAAUGUGGUCUUGGACCCAGAGGCUCCUGUAACCUACCCAGGGCAGUGCCAGGGGUGGGUUUGAUGGCCACUGGAAAGGAGAAACACUGGCUGAGGCCACCCAGCCACACACAGCAAGCAUUAUUGAGCCUGGGGUGGUCAGCGGUUGUUUGGUCUUGGCAGGUUGUGGGGGUGGGGGCUCUGUGAAAGAGGAGCUUGCUGAGAGAUGGGAAGGUACUGACUGGAUUGCAUUGAGCACAUAAUCAGAACGAGGAGGGAGAGGGUAUGCGUGGGAAUGCAGCUCCCUGGGUAGGACUCAUCUCUCAUCCCAGGAUCAUACAUGCAGUCUGAUUGGCAGAGAGAGGGAGGUCCCAUCCCAGGAUCAUACAUGCAGUCUGAUUGGCAGUCAGCAGGGAGCUUGCUCUGUCCCCUGCAUAGUUUGUAGUGUUGAUGUAUAUUUAAUCCCAGGCUAAGUGUCGUGUGUUCUAAGAGCAAAGCAGUGUAGCCAAGACGCCUAGAUCCCCAUGUGUGUGUAGUAUUGUGGGGAGCGAUUCUUGUGUGUGUAGUGUCAUGGGGAGCAGGGUGGGCCACGUGUGUUUUUGAAAUGAACUAAUCAGAGCUUCUUGAGAAAUUGUUGAACUUGAGCAUCAAGGCAUCCACUGCAGUGGAUUCUGGUUUUCAUUUCCUAGGCCAAAGGGCUCCGUGUCCAUGCUCUGCCCGUGUUUACACGGGGUGGGCUGAAGAAUAAGACAUGGCUGAAUAGCCAGCCCCUUGGACUCGUUUACUCCAAGGACGUGGACUCCUGGGCCUCUGCAGGACAUGCUGGGGGACACUGCUGCUCUGACUGGGACUCCCCACCCCGGGGUCCUGGUUUCGAUGAUGCAACAAAGCACAACUUGCACUGUUUACAACUUGGACAUCCACGUGGGUCCAAAUCAUUCCUCUACCCCCAGGUCAUUUGUGUGUGUUUUGACUUCAAUUCCUCUCCUUUUUUAAACAAAGAAGCACACUGGAACACUGCUGCCCUGGGACUGGUCAGGGUAACCCAAAUGCCCACAACUCCAUUUUGUUUGUCUUUUUGAAAGCAAAGUUCUUAAGCCUGAUGACUGAGAGGGCUCAACGAUUUUAUAUUUCCAUGUUUGUGUAAGAUAAACUUUGUUUUCCGUUGAACCUGGGUCAGGGUCCUGCGAUGGUGGAUGCUGGUGGUGUCCAUGGGAACCCACUUCUGUGCGUCUCCUCUGUGCUGCUUCUGGAUGUGACCCCACCCCUGGGUGAGAGGUCCUUUGGCAGGGGUGAACUUGAAGCUGACCUGUGCAUGUUUCUCUGAGAAAUUUGGCUCAUUUCUACUUUGUUCUCUUUUGAUAGGGUCUUAAUUCCUGUGUAUGCAAAAUAAAGUAAAUUGGGCAUUAA
Molecule: messenger RNA, 2861 nt
Organism: Oryctolagus cuniculus (rabbit)
Lineage: Eukaryota; Metazoa; Chordata; Mammalia; Lagomorpha; Leporidae
Source: RefSeq, a predicted model, not a curated record